AGCCGCGGAUUGGCCUUCUCCUCCACACAACACCCAUUUCCUACUCCAAUAAAACGGAUUCCGAUUCAGUGAUAGCCAUCACCGUAUUGCCUCCUCUCAGACGCCGGAAACGCAACGGAUUUCUCCAUAAUCUGCAAAUAUGUGUGAGCGAGAGCGUGAGUGCGACGGGGAGAGUUCGAUGGCUGGAGCGGUGGUUCCGGCGGUGAAGUCCUCGGGACCGAGCGGUGGUCGCCGGUACGAGGUGGAGCCGUCAGAAAUGGAGCCUGAGCUAGACAGGGAAUUUCUAUGUCCGAUAUGCAUGCAGAUCAUCAAAGAUGCGUUUCUGACUGCUUGCGGCCAUAGCUUCUGCUAUAUGUGCAUCGUCACUCAUCUCCACAACAAGAGCGACUGCCCUUGCUGCUCCCAUUACAUCACCGCCGCUCAACUCUACCCUAACUUCCUCCUGGACAAGCUAUUGAAGAAAUCUGCACACCGAAUGUCAAAAACUGCAUCUCCUAUAGAACAAUUUCGUCAUUCAUUGGAGAAGGGUUGUGAAGUUACAAUCAAGGAGCUGGAUGUUCUAUUGUCAAUAUUGGCAGAAAAGAAGAGAAAACUAGAGCAAGAGGAAGCAGAACGAAAUAUGCAAAUUCUACUCGAGUUUCUACACAUGUUAAAGAAAAAAAAAGUUGAUGAGCUCACUGAGAUAAAGAAUGAUCUCCAGUACAUUAAGGAGGAUGUAAAUUCAGUCGAGAGACAUAGAAUAGAGCUGUACCAGGCAAGAGACAGGUACUCAAUGAAACUGCGAAUGCUUGCAGACAAUCCCCUGGGUGCAAACUCUCGGUCUUCAUCAGUAGAUAGGAACACAAUUGGCAUUCCCCUCUCUUCCCGUGCUGCACAUGGAGGACUACCAUCUGGGACCUUGGUGCACCUAAAAAAGGAUGGGGCCCAAGGGAAGGAUGUUUCUGUCACUGAAUUUAAUUCACAGCACAUGAGUCAAUCUGGACUGGCUGUUGUUAGGAAAAAGCGUGUUCAUGCACAGUUCAAUGAUCUGCAAGAAUUUUACUUGCAAAAGAGACGUCAGUUGGAAACCCACUUACAAGACAAAGAUAAGAGGAACCAAAAUGCGAUGAGAAGAGAAGGUUACAGUGCUGCUUUGGCAGAUUUCCAGUCUGUACUGAGUACAUUCACACGUUAUAGUCGACUAAGAGUCAUUGCUGAGAUACGACAUGGAGAUAUUUUUCACUCAGCUAAUAUUGUUUCAAGCAUAGAAUUCGACCAUAACGACGAACUGUUUGCUACGGCUGGAGUUUCACGACGCAUCAAAGUAUUUGAUUUCUCUUCGGUAAGCUGCGUAUUCUCUCCUUGCAUAUAUUACUCAGUCUUUUUCUUUGUUUGUUUUGUUCACAAAUCAUCUGGAGAUUAGCUUUGAGAAAGCACUGCUGCUCCAUCUUUCACUACAAAAGCAAAAAACUCCAACUUCACAAAAAUGGAAGAGAUAAUACACACUAUGUUGUACACUCACUGUGUUAUUGUAUUAAAUGUAAUAAUACUAAUAAUCAUCAUCAUGCUGCACAUUUAAAUAAGGAGCAUUCCUUAUUAUUUAAGAAUGGAAGAAGGGUUAAGAAUAUUUGUUAAGAGAGGCUUUAGAUCAUUGAGGUUUAAUGAGCAUAUGAUGCAUCACAUUAAAGAAUGGAAAAAGGA
Molecule: messenger RNA, 1680 nt
Organism: Cuscuta campestris
Lineage: Eukaryota; Viridiplantae; Streptophyta; Magnoliopsida; Solanales; Convolvulaceae
Source: the annotation of a GenBank genome assembly